GGUAUGUCUUUAUUAUAGGCUAGUGUAUGAUUAAUUUGAUUAGCCUACAUGUAGCCUCUAGUUUGUAUUGACAUUUCAGGUGUCAUAAAGCUAUUCUAUUCGGAGAGAUCAUACUUAGUUGAAUGGCUGCUUUUUUGAGGCUCCUUUGGGGACUUAGGGACUAGUGAGAGGAUGACCUGGUUUCUAAUUUUCUACUCUCAGCCUGGUCUGUAGCUACCCGUUUUAACAGAGCUCAACCAGACAGAUGAGAAUCAACUGUGCAGUGGAUUAGAUCUUUCUUUCCAAAGGAAUAUCGUCCUUUUAUUAAUCUGCAGACAAUAUGCUACCUGAGGUCGUUUUGCGAUUCUCAAAGCCAAUGCUGUUAUUCUAACGGAGGUGCUGAAAUCCAACGAUUCUUUGCCCAGAGAUAACAGGUGAUAUUGGCUCAUGGCCAGCCUGCAACAGGAGUACCCCCUGGUCCUGCUGGGUAUUCUGGAGGAGCUGGCCGCUAUGCGCCACUGGCUCUCCUUCCAGGACCUGUGUCGAAUGGUCAGCACCCGCUUCGACCUGCAGCACCUCACAGAGCUUAGGAGCCUGCUGUUCUCCGCAGCCUGCCGCGACCCCUGUUUCCCCGCCACCCUCUUCAGAGACAGGGUCACCCCCAAGGGACUGGGGACAUCCCCGAUAGGUGUGGCAGCUGACAUCGUCACCAUAUUCAACCUCAUUCAAAUGACGGGUGGGGCUCCCGAUGAGGCCCAGCCUGCCCAGCCAAUGAAAGCCAAGCCCGCCCCCCACAUCGACCAAUCCCCAGAGCCCUCUUUGCAAAGCUCUUUGCCCAUCACUGACGAGGCGAGAAUCUCCAGACGUGAAAGGGUGCGCACCCUUUCAGACUCUCAGACCCUCUCAGGCCCCAUCGACCCGAGCUUGCUCUGGCCCAAAUCAAAUUACUCGUUCCGCAAGCGCGCCAGUCUCCCUCCCGAUCCCCUCUCUCUGGUCUCCUCAUCCCCUCCGAGCCGUGCCAGGGCUGUGUCUUUCGACUGGCGACACAACACCCCGCUGUUCGCUGGCAGCGGCAGCAUCCCAGGCAUGCAGAGCAUCUACCUCCCCCUGGAGACAGACAGCGAGUCCUCCAAGGAUUCCCUGAGUGGAGACUCGGCACCCAGGGAUCCCGGAUCGGAGCCAGGAUCGGAGCCGGGAUCACAGCCAGGAUCGGAGCGGCAUUCCUGCGUGAAGAAGAGAGACAUCUUCAAGAAGGACUUCCACAACCAGUCACAACUGGUUCCCCAUGUGACCAUCAGUACUGAGUCUCAGACUCCAAGAGGAGGAGUAGGACAAAGAGGGAGGCAGGAACUUUUUUCCAACCGCAGCUUUGAGCUGCUAUCCAACCCGUAUCCUUCUCCAACUGUCGGUAGGUCUUCUCCGGAGCGCCGGGCCAAACAUGAAAGCCUGGACGACCUCCAGGACUCCACGUACUUUGGCCCAGGGGAUACUAUUCAAGAAUGGUCCCCUCUCCACCUCCAACCUCCCAGGGCCCAGAGGCCAGGGUGGGCCGACAAGAGCCUGAGUCUGGACGACAGGGUGGUGGGCUUAGUGGGUGUGGGCUUGGAUGGCUCUGAGGGCUCUCUUCAGGUGAGACUCACUCCCAGCCCCACCACAAACAACCUUGGUGGGGGGUUGUCCCCUCCAAAGGGAUGGGAGGGGACCUCCAUUCCCGCACUUGGAGGAAGGGGGUUGAUGGCCUGUAACAGGGGCACCCAGACCGACACCAUGUCAGACCCGCGGCGCCUGCGCAGCCUGGUGCACGCCGACCGCCUGUCUUUCAUGACCUCGAUGGAUGACCCCGACAUGAUGGGCGAGGAUGACAUCAGCGCCAUCUUCCGCUUCCUGGAUGACAUGAGCAUGUGUGGCUCCACAGGGGUCCUCCACCCCCAUGACGUGGGCCCCUCGGCAGCCCAGGACACCCCGGAGGCGCGGCGCGGCCGCCUGGGCCAGCUCCAGAGGCUCUUUCACUCCCUGGAUGGCAGCGACGACGGUGGGCUCAAGGCCAGCGUGUGUAAACUCCUCCUGAGAAUGGGCCAGAUCGAGCGGCGCCUGGAGUCACUGUCCGAGGUCAAGGCUGAGAUCUCCCAGGUGCUCUCCUUCCUCCAGCGACUGGAUGAGAAGAUACAAGAACAGGCCAUGGGAGGGGGAGGAGGGGGUGGAGGUAGGUGGCUGGGACCGCCCAGUGGUGUUGGGUCUUCCCUAGGUAGCCUGAGCCAUUCGCUCACUCCUGGGUCUGGUGGCUCCUCGGAACCCCAGCCCCUGUCUGUAUCUGGGCAUUCGUUUGGCAGCCUGGACUGGAACCGGUGGGGCAGCAGCCAAAGGAAGACAGAGACAAACGGAGGUCUGAGCGAGACCGAAGGGGGGAAGAAGGUGGUGCUCUCUCGGCUGGCCUCCUCCAAGCCUGAGGAGAAGAGUGGCGUAGACUCCAAACGGCCGAGCGUCGUCUCCAACUCGUCUGCGCGGGAUUGGACGGUGUCAUUCUCGAAAAGUAAAGACGUCAAGGCCCAGCCUGGAAAAAAACGACAGAUGGACCAAUCAAACAACUCCGCCCAGAGUCAUAAGCUCCCCCCUCAAAAACACUCCCAACUGGUGGAACCGGUGUUCAGUUCCUCUCUCUUGCGUCAGAAGGGUGGUGGGUUGACCAAUCCCGGGUUGUCCUCUGGGCUGCCCUGUGACCCCAGAUUGGAUGGUGGGAGAGGAGGAGCCCCGGUCUGGACCGUGGAGGAGAGAGAGGCCAGAAUGUCCCCUCUGGACCUACAGGCCCAGGAGCCUCUAAACCCCAAUAACCUGGAGUUUUGGAUGGAGGACAUCUACACGCCAGGUUACAACACACUGCUUAGGCGCAAAGAGGCCGACCAGCGCAGAGCCAAAGCCUGCAAGCUGGGGGCGCUCAUCUUCACAGCCAUUACCAUAAUCCUUGUCAUCGUCAUCCCCAUCGCCACCAUGAGCUCCUGAGGCUCUGAUUGGAUGUCAGACAGGAAACCUCCAAACAUAGACUGACUUGAUUGGUUGAUUAGUGAUGACGAGAUACAGGGAUUCUGAAGUCUGAAUGCAGUGUUUAUCUGAUACAUAACUUUUCUUUUUCAUAUAAUGAUGUAGGGGACUAAUAUGCCCUACAUAUACCAUGCUUUUGCACCACUAUUCUCAGGGGAGAGUAAUAACAAAAGACGAAGCUAAACUAAUGCAAACACUUUGUGAAUCCCCAUGUUAUCACAGUCAGUUAUGCCCUUGAGUGCUAUUUUGGCCUUAUCCUGUUGCCCUUACUGGGCUCAUUUCUUUCAAGCACAACUGAAAAAAUUCAAAAUUGUAAAAAGCACAGCAUUUGUGUGGGUCUACUGUCUGACUUUGAAUGCCUUUGUUUCUCACUAAGCAGUAUGGUACAGUAAGUUAUGUUGAAUAAAACAACUUUUGUUGUCAUAGUGGUUUUUCAAGAGUGGGAAAUCUGUGAUUUCCGCAAUUUUUCGCUGGCUAAGCCAAUGUGUUUGUUUCAUGAAACAUGCCACACCUGUUUGCAGGGCCUUUCCUUGCUGUUCUGCAGCCCUAGUCUAUGCAAGACCAGAAAAUGGCACCCUGCAAAACUAGAAUGGUCCCAGCAAGCAAAAUUGCGUUGAAAAGACGUCUACGAUACGUACUUUCCAGACAUUGAAGUUAGGUUCAUUUAGGUCUGAAUGAAAGGUGAAAUAACAUAUUUUCCGUACGUUUAAAAUACAUAUUUUCCAGGACGUUGAAAAGGCAUCUUUUCCGGACGUUGAAAAUACAUAUUUUCCACACGUUGAAAUCAGGUUAAUUUAGAUUCUAAUAAAAGUUGAAAAUACUUAUUUUCCGGAUGUUGAUAGGUUCAGAUUUCGGAUCGGACCAAAAAUCUAUAUCUGUGGGCGUUGAAAUCAAGGCUGGUCUGGACCGCACCAAAUCUGAACCAAACAUAGACGUCUAUGAUUGGUUCAUAUUUGGACUGGACCGGACCAAAAACCAAUGACUGUGAAUGUGGAAAUCAAGUCAGGUCUGGACUGCACCAAAAAAAGACGUCCAAAUGGCAUUGGCAUCGGUCCGUGCUUACUGAGGUGUAGCCUACAGUAUUACCUGAAAUUGAAUUUUAUGAAUGCCCAUCCAUGU
Coregonus clupeaformis (lake whitefish) is the source of this 4134-nucleotide messenger RNA. Its product is annotated as major intrinsically disordered Notch2-binding receptor 1-like. Lineage: Eukaryota; Metazoa; Chordata; Actinopteri; Salmoniformes; Salmonidae. Gene Ontology annotation, cellular component: plasma membrane. The transcript is spliced from 4 exons. The coding region runs from base 427 to 2976 and encodes 849 amino acids. Gene Ontology annotation, biological process: negative regulation of TOR signaling; negative regulation of cell population proliferation. The record is from RefSeq and is a predicted model, not a curated record.